UCUCUUCAGCUUCAAGUACCAGUAGGGCAGCACACUUGCACUGGCUUAAGCUUGCCAGUGAGCUCUAUAGAGUGCUCGUCAUGGCUUCGCCGGCGUCGGUCGCCGGCGGUGGUGAGGAUAGCAAUGGCUGCAGCAGCCUCAUCGACCCGCUGCUAGUGAGCCGCACGAGCAGCAUCGGCGGCGCGGAGAGGAAGGCGGCCGGCGGCGGCGGCGGCGGCGCCAAGGGGAAGCACUGGGCCGCCGCCGAUAAGGGGGAGCGGCGCGCGGCGAAGGAGUGCGGCGGCGAGGACGGCCGCCGGCCGCUGCUGUUCAGGUCGUACAGGGUCAAGGGCUCCCUCCUGCACCCGUACAGGGCUCUGAUCUUUGCACGCUUGAUUGCCGUUCUCCUCUUCUUCGGAUGGCGGAUCAGGCACAAUAAUUCUGACAUAAUGUGGUUCUGGACAAUGUCAGUCGCCGGUGAUGUUUGGUUUGGUUUUUCAUGGCUACUUAACCAACUCCCAAAGUUCAAUCCGGUCAAAACCAUACCUGACCUUACUGCCCUAAGGCAGUACUGUGAUCUCGCCGACGGAAGCUACAGACUUCCCGGCAUCGAUGUUUUCGUCACCACCGCUGAUCCAAUCGACGAACCGGUUCUAUACACCAUGAAUUGUGUUCUCUCUAUUCUUGCGGCUGACUACCCUGUUGAUAGGUCAGCCUGCUAUCUCUCUGAUGAUAGUGGAGCAUUGAUCCUAUAUGAAGCAUUGGUUGAGACAGCCAAAUUUGCUACUCUAUGGGUUCCAUUUUGCCGGAAGCAUUGCAUUGAGCCUAGAUCCCCAGAGAGCUACUUUGAGCUUGAGGCACCAUCGUAUACUGGAAGUGCACCAGAGGAGUUCAAGAAUGACUCUAGGAUUGUGCAUCUUGAGUAUGAUGAGUUCAAGGUGCGAUUGGAAGCACUUCCUGAGACUAUUCGUAAACGAUCAGAUGUUUACAAUAGUAUGAAAACUGAUCAAGGAGCACCAAAUGCGACUUGGAUGGCUAAUGGGACCCAAUGGCCAGGCACGUGGAUUGAGCCAAUAGAAAAUCACAGGAAAGGACACCAUGCUGGAAUUGUUAAGGUUGUGUUGGACCAUCCCAUCCGUGGCCACAAUCUUAGCCUGAAGGAUAGCACGGGCAACAAUCUUAAUUUUAAUGCCACUGAUGUGCGCAUCCCGAUGCUUGUCUAUGUGUCUCGUGGAAAGAACCCAAAUUAUGAUCAUAAUAAGAAGGCGGGUGCAUUAAAUGCGCAACUUCGUGCCUCUGCUCUACUCUCCAAUGCACAAUUCAUCAUCAACUUUGAUUGUGAUCACUACAUCAACAAUUCUCAAGCCUUCCGUGCAGCAAUUUGUUUCAUGCUUGACCAAAGAGAAGGUGAUAAUACUGCCUUUGUUCAGUUCCCACAACGCUUUGACAAUGUUGACCCAAAAGACCGAUAUGGCAAUCAUAAUCGUGUAUUCUUUGAUGGCACAAUGCUUGCCCUAAAUGGUCUCCAAGGACCUUCAUACCUUGGUACUGGUUGCAUGUUCCGUCGCUUAGCUCUCUAUGGUAUUGAUCCUCCUCAUUGGAGACAAGACAACAUCACACCUGAAGCUAGCAAGUUUGGUAACUCCAUACUCUUAUUAGAGUCAGUGUUAGAAGCCCUAAACCAAGACCGAUUUGCUACACCAUCACCGGUCAAUGACAUAUUUGUCAAUGAGCUGGAGAUGGUUGUGUCAGCUUCAUUCGACAAAGAAACCGAUUGGGGCAAGGGUGUUGGAUACAUAUAUGACAUAGCCACAGAAGAUAUAGUCACGGGUUUUCGCAUCCAUGGGCAAGGUUGGCGAUCCAUGUAUUGCACCAUGGAGCAUGAUGCAUUCUGUGGCACUGCACCUAUAAAUCUAACAGAACGUCUUCACCAAAUUGUACGUUGGUCUGGUGGAUCCCUAGAGAUGUUCUUCUCCCACAAUAACCCACUUAUUGGAGGUCGUCGGCUCCAACCUCUCCAGCGUGUCUCAUACCUCAAUAUGACAAUCUACCCGGUGACAUCACUCUUUAUUUUACUCUAUGCUAUCAGCCCUGUGAUGUGGCUUAUCCCCGAUGAAGUAUAUAUUCAGAGGCCAUUCACUAGGUAUGUGGUGUACCUUCUCGUGAUCAUUUUGAUGAUUCAUAUGAUCGGAUGGCUCGAGAUAAAGUGGGCAGGGAUCACAUGGUUAGAUUAUUGGCGCAAUGAGCAGUUCUUCAUGAUCGGCUCAACGAGUGCUUACCCAACAGCUGUGCUUCAUAUGGUGGUCAAUCUUCUCACAAAGAAGGGUAUACAUUUUAGAGUCACUUCAAAGCAAACAACCGCUGACACCAACGAUAAAUUUGCUGACUUAUAUGAGAUGAGAUGGGUUCCCAUGUUAAUCCCAACAAUGGUAGUUUUAGUUGCUAAUAUCGGUGCCAUUGGUGUAGCUAUUGGAAAGACGGCAGUAUAUAUGGGAGUAUGGACGAUAGCACAGAAGAGACAUGCUGCAAUGGGACUCCUAUUCAACAUGUGGGUUAUGUUUCUCCUUUACCCAUUUGCACUAGCAAUCAUGGGGAGAUGGGCAAAGAGGUCAAUCAUUCUUGUUGUUUUGUUGCCAAUUAUCUUUGUAAUUGUUGCCCUUGUAUAUGUUGCUACCCAUAUCUUACUAGCAAACAUUAUUCCAUUCUAGGUGCAUAGAUAAAAGAUUGUAUUGUUUAACUUUUGUAAUAAAUAAUAUUGUUCUUGAACUAAUCCAAUUGUGUCAAA
Molecule: messenger RNA, 2764 nt
Organism: Oryza sativa Japonica Group (Japanese rice)
Lineage: Eukaryota; Viridiplantae; Streptophyta; Magnoliopsida; Poales; Poaceae
Source: RefSeq, a predicted model, not a curated record